CCUCAUGAAUGAGCUCAGCUUGAGAGACCUUCCAAAGAGAGUUGAGGAAUGUUCUAAAAUAGAUGUCAUUCAGCACUGUGAACCUGAAGUUUGACACAAAUAGAAAGGCAGACUCUUCUAGUCCUACUGUUCUUGAUCCCUCCCUCUCAGAGUCUCUCCAGCUCUGACUUCAACCCCACUAUCACCCCCAUGGCUCUCUGAUUCAACUCCCAGUUGAGGAGGGAAAGGAAAAUCCAGAAGCUUUGUCAGAUGUAUGAGAAUGGGUCCUGGCCUCCACAGCUGUGAAGGGGUUAAGAGGCUGGGCCAAUUACCCCAGCCUGCUCCUCCCAGGGAUUAAGAGUCCUCUAUAAAGGGGACUGUCCACACAGACCAGGCCAGGGGGGUAGCAGGGACCCAGGCACCGUGCCCAUCCCCCCUGCCAUGUGGGAACUGCGGUCAACCUCCUUCUGGAGGGCCAUAUUUGCUGAGUUCUUUGCCACCCUCUUCUAUGUCUUCUUUGGACUGGGGGCCUCACUGCGUUGGGCUCCUGGACCCCUGCAUGUUCUGCAGGUGGCUCUGGCCUUUGGCCUCGCCCUGGCUACACUGGUGCAGGCUGUGGGCCACAUCAGUGGAGCCCACGUCAAUCCUGCAGUCACUUUUGCCUUCCUUGUGGGCUCCCAGAUGUCCCUGCUCCGUGCCUUCUGCUAUAUGUUAGCCCAGCUCCUGGGAGCUGUGGCAGGGGCUGCUGUGCUGUAUAGUGUUACCCCGUCUGCCGUCCGAGGAAACCUAGCACUCAACACGUUGCACCCUGGGGUGAGCGUGGGCCAGGCCACAAUGGUGGAGAUCUUCCUGACGCUCCAGUUCGUGCUCUGCAUCUUUGCCACGUACGACGAGAGGCGGAAUGGCCGCCUGGGCUCCGUGGCGCUGGCUGUUGGCUUCUCCCUCACCCUGGGGCACCUCUUUGGGAUGCAUUAUACUGGUGCAGGCAUGAAUCCUGCCCGCUCCUUUGCUCCUGCCAUUCUCACCCGGAACUUCACCAACCACUGGGUGUACUGGGUGGGCCCAAUCAUCGGAGGGGGUCUGGGCAGCCUUCUCUACGACUUUCUCCUCUUCCCCCGGCUCAAGAGUGUUUCUGAGAGACUGUCUAUCCUCAAGGGUGUCAGACCCAGUGACCCCAAUGGACAACCAGAGGUCACAGGGGAACCUGUUGAACUGAAGACCCAGGCACUGUAAAAGCUCCAGCUGGAGAGAGGGAAUAGAAAGCUUCUGGGUUUAUGUGGAGGGGCUGAUCCAGCCUCUGGAUGAAGAAAGAGACUGUGGGGAGGGGCAUGUAUUUCUUUAUUUUUUAACUUAUGUGUGUGUUUUUUUUUUCCCCUUUUGCUGUGUGAAAUCUUUCAAGUUGCAUUCAUGAGCUGGUUGGUGCAAACUUCCCUUCCUCCCCAUCCCACCUCCUUUCGCCGUGUGUGCUCGAUUGUGCAUAUGAAUGUGAGUGUGGCUGCUUCUGAGAGCUAUGGAAAGGAACAGAGAUGUCAUCCUAUACCUCCCUUCCUCAACCCUGUGUGGUGAGCACCUGGGAACCAAGACCUUAGGUUUCUGGCCUUUACUCUCUGCUGCCCGUCAAGUGUAUGGCUCUUGAUUUCUGAGGGAACAGGGAAGCAGGGAGUUACUCCUCACAAGAGGCAGAGAAGCGGAGGAGAUAAGGAAUUCCAAGGGUUGGGAGAAGGGACGCAAUGGAGGUAUUAGCCCAGCUCAGGAUUCAAGUGUACCACAAAGUUUUAGGGAAGUUAAUGGGAACAUUUAGCCUACUUAUCUCAGGGAUGCUUACCCCAGGGACCUGGGUGGGGAAGUAGCUCUGAGAAAAGUGAACACUGGGAUUUGAGUUGUUCUGUAAAGCCACAUAAACCUGUCUACAUCCA
Messenger RNA from Microcebus murinus (gray mouse lemur), 1895 nucleotides. It is a transcript of the gene MIP, whose product is annotated as major intrinsic protein of lens fiber. NCBI's taxonomy places the organism in Eukaryota, Metazoa, Chordata, Mammalia, Primates, Cheirogaleidae. Gene Ontology annotation, biological process: water transport; transmembrane transport. Gene Ontology annotation, molecular function: water channel activity. The record is from RefSeq and is a predicted model, not a curated record. Gene Ontology annotation, cellular component: apical plasma membrane; plasma membrane.